This is a messenger RNA of Metopolophium dirhodum (rose-grain aphid), 4264 nucleotides long. RefSeq names its product SRSF protein kinase 3-like. Gene Ontology annotation, biological process: protein phosphorylation; regulation of mRNA processing; spliceosomal complex assembly. The transcript has 10 exons. The coding region runs from base 610 to 2217 and encodes 535 amino acids. Gene Ontology annotation, molecular function: ATP binding; protein kinase activity. Lineage: Eukaryota; Metazoa; Arthropoda; Insecta; Hemiptera; Aphididae. The record is from RefSeq and is a predicted model, not a curated record.
ACGCUCAGUCCGCGAAAAAGCGCCGUGCACGCCGUACGCGUACACGCGUGCGACAUCCAUCAUAUUGUACGGCCGAUCGUCGUCGUCGUUGUCGCCGUCGCCGCUGUUUCCGCAAACGUAUAAACACGCGACACCGGUAGCCGCUAGUCGCUACUAACAACUAGAGCGUUAUUAUAUGCUCUAUAAUUGUUGUUGUUGUCUAGCAGCUACACACGCGCGUUUGACCGGUCACGUGAAACCACCAACACGCGGCCGCUGGAGACGUGCCCGAUACACUAGUAUAAUGUAAUUGCAGUGAAACCGCCUGCAAAUACCGGACAUUCUCGGUCGCUGAAUUCUUUCGGUUUGUAAUUCAUAGCCGAAAAAACGUCCGGUAUCUGGAGGGGUCUGUUAUUAGGUGAGGUUUCACCUUGCAUUAUAAUAAACUAUCUCGACCGAGCUCGAAGCCCGUCAUCACUGUCGUCGUCGUCGCGCUUAACGACGGCGGCGGCCGCGACGUUAGCCGUGGCCAUUACGGCGGCCGUUGCCGUGGCGUGGUACGCUUCCAACAGUGGGCCGCCGCCGCCACCGACGCCGGCGGUGGCCGACACGGUGCUGAUCCACGCAACCAUGUGCGCGUGCCAACUGCUCGCGUUCACGGCCGUCGUUUACGUGCUGUCCGCGUGCUGCGGCGUGCGCAUCGUACGCGCGGCCACCUGCCGCGGCGGCAGGCGUACCGCUUGUCACCGCUACCCCGGCGGCCCGUUGUCCGAACCCGUGACCACUCGAGACUCCGACUCUGCGGAAGGCCUGCGCCACGACGGUGAUCACCCUUCGCAAACGUGCGCCGACAAUCACGUGCCCUACAGACGCAGGAAGAUCAGAUCCGCCGCGCCACUGUUACAGCGGUCUGAACCACACGAAUCGGAAUUGUUCAAAAGCGUUACCGACAACAACCCCGAAGACUUAUUAAAAUCAUCUGACUCGGAUCUGGACGAGCCGUUGGACUAUAAAGAGAAUUCCUAUUUUCCAGUCCGAGUGGGAUCCGUCAUCAACGACCGUUAUCACAUAAUAAAGAAACUGGGUUGGGGUCAUUUCUCAACAGUUUGGCUCUCUUGGGACGACGUGGCACACAACUUUUCAGCUCUCAAGGUCGUGAAAUCCGCAAUUGACUACACAGAAAGUGCGUUGGAUGAAAUACGAAUGUUGAAAAGCAUAUAUCGUCACCGAGAUUUGGAUACGAACCGUACAAAGAUCAUUCAGUUGUUCGACGAUUUCCGAAUAGACGGUUUGCGGGGUAUGCACGUGGUCAUGGUAUUCGAGGCGCUGGGACCCAAUUUACUUAAGCUCAUCAAGAGGACCAACUACCAGGGGAUACCUCUGUACUUGGUGAAACAUAUCAUCAGACAAGUGCUGCAAGGGCUGAAAUACCUUCACGAGACUUGUCACAUAAUUCACACGGACAUCAAGCCUGAGAAUAUAUUGAUUUGUGCACAACACCAAUACAUAAAGCUAACAGCCGAAAACAGUUGCAAACAAAUGUCUAUACUGAGCUUACGCAACAAAAAAUGUGGAAAAAAUACCGCCGAUGAAAGAUUACAGGGUAAUUAUCGAUUAGACGGAAGUCGAUCGGAACAAUCGUUGGACAUGGAAAGCGAGAGUUAUGCCGAAUCAAAUUGUUAUUUUAGAAAAAUUAGUAAGUUCAAAAGAUUAUACGAAUUGUUGGACGACUUGGGAAGUGUAAAUAUCAAAAUAGCUGAUCUUGGUAACGCUUGUUGGGAGGAUAAUCACUACACAGAAAAUAUUCAAACUCGUCAAUACCGAAGUCUGGAGGUUCUACUAGGUGCUGGAUACGGCACACCUGCAGACAUUUGGAGCACAGCUUGUCUGGCAUUCGAGCUGGCUACUGGUGAUUUUUUAUUCGACCCGCACUCUGGGGCCACUUACAACAAAGACGAAGACCAUAUAGCCCACAUAAUCGAGCUCUUAGGCCAGAUACCGAUGUACGUGAUUCAAAGCGGCAAACACUCCAGCAGCUUUUUCAGGACCAACGGCAAUUUGAAGCACAUCAGUAACUUGAAACCGUGGUAUCUGUACGACGUGUUGACAGAGAAAUACGAGUGGAACACGAAGGAGGCCAAAGCAUUUUCGUCGUUUCUGACACCAAUGUUGGACUUGGAUCAGGAUAAUCGAGCUUCGGCAACCCAAUGUCUUUUAAACCCGUGGAUGUUGGCAUAACGUCUUCGUCAUUCGAUUAUAAAUAAUUAUAUUAUCAUAAGUAGGUAGUUAUAGUGAAAUUUCCAUUAUUAUGUUAUACAUGUGUGUGUUUACGAGUUUUUCAGUUUUAAACUAAUUACACAAACAAAUGAUUAUACUUAUACAUUACAUACAUACAUACGUACAUUUAUAUAAUAUAUAAUAUGUAUGUUAUAUAUAGUCAAAUAGUACCAACUGUAUGAGCUCGUAUGUAUACUGCGUACUCUAUAUAACACCAAUUAAGUUAUAUUUAAAUGUUGUAAAAAUAUAUACGUAAUAUACUCGUGUAUGGCUAUGUAUUUUUUUUACGAUAAAAAAAAGAGAGAUGAUCGGAUGGACAUUGUUAGAUUUCGUCUUUUUCCCAUAAGAAAAACUGGCUAACCAUAAUAUAACAGCCUCACGCACUUCAUCUAAAUAAUAUUAUGACUCAAUUUUCACUUAUAUAAUAUAUAUAUUGAGAAUUGACAUACUUAACAUUUAUUAAAUGAUACCUACUUUAAAAAUGUGUUGUGGAUACAAUUUAAUAUUAGUAUCAAAAUUAUUAUAUAUACAAUGUAUUAUAAUCUUGAACGAACUAUGAUUUCAAUGUAUGUAAAAUUUUUAUAAUGAAACACGAGUUGAUUGAUUAACAGUAAGACAUUCAAUAAUAAUGUGUGUGUUACGUUUGUCGAUCAACCAGUAGUUCUUUUUUUAUUACUAUUAUUUAUAUAUUAUUGUGUAACUUCGAAUUCGACCUAAAUUCGCUGCCCUUUUCACAAAUUGUACAUGUCGUUUAUGACAUUUAUGUAUAUUUAAGUAUAAUUUUUAAGUACCUACUCGUAUAAUACUUACAACUUACUACAUAUCACCAGCUAUCAAAUUAAUUUAACGUUCUAUUAUUUUAUGUGGUACUUAUGCUAAUUUCAUUACAAGCCAGGCAACAUUUUAUUUAUGCUGCACAAUAUUGACAAUUAAUUUAUUAUUUUGUGAAGUAUACCCUCUCAGAUCUCAUAGCUCAUAAACAAAAUUAAAUUGGAGCUUUGUGGAAUCUACCCGUCCCCCUACCACCCGAAAAAAAGAACAUAAUAAUUAAUUUCACAGUCGGCAUAUCCAUAACAGAUAUUAUGGGCCAAAAUUGUUUCAAUUAAAAUGUAGGUAAAUUUUAAAAAAAUUGCCUGAUUACAUUAUAUUUCUUGGUUAAUAUAUAACAUUAAUACAUUUUAAAAAGGUAGGUACUAUUGCUUGGAUCAUAGAAUAAUAAAUACGAUCUUAUAAAAAAAAAUUAAUAAUUUUGUUUAUAAGUUUGUAUUUUUCUUGUUUUUAUGUUGUUGUAUUAUGAUUAUGUAUAAGCAGUAAUAGCUAAAACUAUUUGUCAUUAACUGUAUAGGUAUUUUAAUACAUAACAAUAAAAAAUGUCGGGUGUAAAAGUUAAAUAUUUUGUUUUCAAUGUGGUGGUGUUAAAUGUAAAUUGUAAGAGUUUAUUCAAUAUUUUUAAUAUACGUAUUAUUGGUGGAGUGCGGGUGAACUGCAAAGUCACCAUAAAUCACUGUAACUUAAAAAUAUUCAAUCUCUCCAAUAAAAACUAGUUUUUUCCAUGUUCUACAAAACAUUUUUCGUACAACAAUGAUUUAAACUACUAGUAUAUUGGACUAUUAGUAUAUUAUUGGAAAUAAAUAAAAUCGAAUUAUAUAAAAGUAUAAAACACUGUACUUUAUGUUUUCAAUUCGUAGUAACUAGUAGGUAUAUAAUAUAAUGUAUUAAUGUAUAUAGAAUAUUAUAAAUCAUGAAAUUUCUGAUAAAAUGACAUAUAUUAUUAUUUGUUGAAAAAUAUUAAUUAACCUAUAGGUCCUACAUUAUAAUAAUAUUAUACUAGCAGCAAAUAAUACUUUUGAAAAUAUUAUAAUUUCUUUAACUUUAAUUUCUAAUGCUCUACAGUAAUUAACAAGGUUAAACGUAUUUAUGUAUUAAGUCAAUAUUAUAUACCUUUACUAUUCAAUUACUGAAUAAGGGUAUAUUAUUAAGUAAAAUUACGUAGUAUAUAAAUUACCUA